Colletes gigas is the source of this 2816-nucleotide messenger RNA. Its product is annotated as transmembrane protein 272-like. Bases 586 to 1386 code for a protein of 266 amino acids. NCBI's taxonomy places the organism in Eukaryota, Metazoa, Arthropoda, Insecta, Hymenoptera, Colletidae. The transcript is spliced from 5 exons. The record is from RefSeq and is a predicted model, not a curated record.
UGUGGCGCAAAAGUAAGCUUCCGAAUUAAUGGUGACCUUGAACGUAAUCAUUGGACGCUAUAAAACUGAUGUGAAAUGUUGCAUGCUUCCGCAUUGCAACCAUUUCACUGUGAUUUGCUUGAAGAAAAGUGGGCUUAACCAAAUGUAGACGCCGGGUUUACGCGUUAAGAUUGUUUGCAUUUCCAAAAUCGGGGGUGUGACAAUUCGUAGUUGGAUGAAGCACUUUUUCUCUUUUUUAAAUAAAAUUCAGUGCUGUGUAAAUUUUACUGUCAGCUUUUUUACAAAAUCAAACGAAUUGUUGUCCUAAAGUGCUUUCGACAAAUAUACCACGUAUGCUGAAGUGUUUCUUUCCUUUUGUUUAUAUCUACGAUCUAUACUCGAUCGAAGUGUACAAAAUUGAAUCGUUUUAAACUGUACUUUUGGAAUAACUGGUGCCAUAUUUUAACAAUUUGCGAUUUUAAUCAUCGCUUUCACUGCAUCGACGUAGCAAAAGUUGUUCAUAGGUUAUAAAGAUACGUGUGUGCGUGUGUGCUGUUGUCGAUAGCGGCAACGGCCAAACAUCACGAAAUUUUUAAUGUAAACUAUAUGCAUUGGCUUCAAGCAACAAAUAUACGCGAAGAGAUGCCGUUAAGUCAAAUAAGUCAAAGUAAUUCCAUCGACACAAAUGAGAGUGUAAAUCCUGUUACAAGUACUCAAAUAACAUCAACUUGUUAUGCUCCUCCACCUUUAAAUUAUAACAUUAAUUUACCUUUGGGUCACCCAUCUAUUCUGGGUAAUGAUCGUGGUACACCCCCUUCGUACGAGGAAGCAAUAGAUCCAAAUGCACCUCCUCCAUCCUACGAUUCACUGUUUGGUCGUAUGAGAGAAGCACAUAAAGUUUCAAAAGGAGUAUUUGAUUUUUUGAAAAAUAUUAUUAUCUUACUAUUAGGCACCAUUGGAUGUACUAUUAUCUUAGGAGUAACAACUGCAGUUCCAAUAUCUAUGAUGGUCAUUGGAGGACUUUAUCUAAAUGAUUGCCCACAAGGAGAAUAUAUUCCUGUAUAUUUAUUAGUGGGUGGUGGUUUUGCUGUUUUCAAACAGUUGUUACAUUUCUCAGCAGGACUGUGCCAAUGUCAAGAAGAACGAGACGAAGAAAGAAUACGAGAGUCUCCGACUCAAACAUUAAUCAACUGUUUUAUGCUUGGUUGGUUUAUCAUAGGCUCAAUGUGGGUGUAUAAGGAAUACGAACCAAAUUAUGACCCAUCUCUUGGAAAAUAUUGUAACAAAACGUUAUAUUUAUUUGCGUUUUGGCUAAUAACGUCAUCAUACAUAUGCUUGGGAGUGAUAAUAGCUUGUCGUUGUAGUAUUUCAGUAGCAAACAGUUGCAUUUCAAAGACCACCAUCUGACCUAAUGUGAAAAAAUUACGAUCUCGUUUUAAUACGGGAAACAGUCAUUUAAUGAUUUAUUAUUUUGGGAACAAAACGACGUGUGUUAUGAUGAAAAAAUAUCUGUGGAAGUGAAUGACAUUAUAACAGGGCACAAAAAUUCGUCCACGCUUACGUACCUGAGAUGCUUAAACAACGAUCUAUAAACAGAUCGUUUGCACGUUGAACGCACAUAUUAUGCGCUCAUAUUUCGUAAUUUGAUGGUUGUAAUCAUUCAUUGCAACAGUUCUUGAUUUCUGAAGUAUAUUGCAUUUUUUAAGAUUUCGUCAUUAUACUCCUAGCUAAGAAUUAUGUCAGCCAUUGAAAAAUUGAUCGAUUUCCCAAAAUUAAUGCACCGAGAAAAAAAAAACAAUGUUUUAAUCGAUUCAGGGCUGUGGAUAUUUCGCAAUAAUCGCGAAUUUUUUUAAUAUUGUGCCAAGGGAUCACAGAGUUGUAGAUCGAAGUAUUUUACUAUCAAAAUGUCGAUUUCACGUCGGAUCCGAUUCGUAUGAUAGUUUUACUUGAGUAGAAUCUCAGGACGUGUCUUAAGGAUUCUAACACAAGAGUGUUAUCGAACACUAAUACAUACAAAAAAUUUUACCAUUAAUGUGCUAUCACAAACUCGUGGUGUUUAAUGGCAGCUGUCUAACAAUUUUUACAAGUGGAAAGUUCGCUCACUUGUAUAAAUAACUUAUUGUUAAAGACUGCGGUAUAUCGCAACACAUUUUUUAUUCCUUUGCCCUCUCCUCCGUCCUUUUAAACCUAUCGACCUCCAUUGAGCCUUUAUGUCGAUGUAGUCGAAUAACCAUUUUAUACUCAUUUGAAGUCUAAGGGGUAAGUUAUAUUAAAAGACGCGCGCUCCUUUAGUAUUUCAAAAAUAUUCAAAUGCCAGUAUUUAUUAGUAUUGUUGUAGACUACAAUUUUUAUCAAAUUGUCGUGUCUAAUUGGUAUCUAAGCAUAGUGGAGAAUAACUGAAAAUGACGUAUUAUUGACAUUAAUGUAUAACGUUUCUUCCACUUUCAUACAUCUUUACCUACUUUUCAACAAGACCUUCGUCUUCCUAUUAAGUCCAGUUUAACAACUGUAAAUACGUACUUGACGAUUGUAGAAAUAUACACAUUUAUGUCGACGAAAAUACUUUACAUUCGCUUGCACGCAUAGCAAAUGAUGAGCGAGCUUGCGCUUUAAAACAUAGAAACGAAAACACUUGUAUCUAUGACUAUGUAAAAAAUUCUCAAAGUAAACUGAAUAAAGUAAACUGACUGUAACUAUAUUGACCCGAAUGUUUACGCUUAGCUAUACGAACACAUACCUGCGUUCUAUUUGUUGCUAUUUCAAUGUAACUCGAACACUGUCGAUGCAAUUUUUAAUAAGAUUUUCGCGUGCCUGUAAAAUAAGUUCUUACGUUGUCU